CUUCUGUAGCUGUCGGUAUCUCAGUUAAUGUGAUUCACCAUGAUUACAUGCAAAGCUAGAACUCUAGAGAACGUCGCCAUGGACGGCCACAUGACGCGCCCAAGAGGUAAACCGAGAAAAUGCGCGUAUUGCGAGCGUGUAUUUACAAAAGAGGAACACUUGAAGCGUCACGAGAGAACUCACACAGGCGAGAAGCCUUUCAAGUGCUACAAAUGCGGUAGAAGUUAUGCCAGAAGCGACGUUCUAUUUAGACAUUCUCAGACGCACUCCUCAACAGAAGACAACGGCCAAAACGAAUAUCGGCCUGAACGCCGGUCCUCGGACGCUAUUGGGAUUGGCGAUGAUAACGAAGCAUCACAGGAUCAUCAAAACAUUUCGGUCGCACUGACAAGGCGACAACCGAGUAUAUCUCCCAGCCCAGCCGUUCCUGAAGCCCAAGAACGCAACUUCACAGCAUCCUCUCAGCAUGCGUCGUCCGCCCCAAGCUCCGCAAUGCCAACGCCACCUACCGAAACUCCCAUAGACGAUACUCCACGGCCGCAGAAGAGACAGAGAUUUUCACCGCAGUUUCGACAGACUGUUGAUGCUAGCCAAGGAAGCUCAAUGGGUCAGUCACCUUUCACAAUCUCCCAAACGCUGCCACCGCAGCUCGAUGUCGACCAAGUCUCGACCUUUAUCGGGAUAGAAUUCGACCAACAACGUUCCCUCGGAAGUUUCGACGACCUCGAUAUGUUUUCGUUCGAGACGGGACAGAUGCCAAUCUUCGAUAACGCGCAGUUUAGCUUCGAUGCCAUGGACGGCUCCGACUUGAAUAGUUCUAUCUUCCCAUUUUCCACACCCGCAAUAGAAGCUAUUUCGUGUAGCCAGAGGCCGAGAAGUGGAGGGCUGAUGACCAUAUCAGCCAGCCAGAUGCAGAAAGUACAACGGAUCUGGUCGAGACAGCGACCCAAGGUACUCACACAAAUCAACAGUCGUCUAUGGAGUGACGUGAUAAAGCACAAUGUUGAUAACAUUCUCACGGCACCACAGCAGAGGGUCAAUCUUGACACCCAUCAAUCGUUGGGAUGCAAUGUGGACCAAGCAUGUAGAGAUCGUCUGAUUCAGUACUGCAAGGACCUUGACGGUUCAUUCGGCUCGUCAUCUACAACCGCUGAUGAGAUCUACAUGCCUUCUAUAGAUCUACUCGACUCGAGCUUAGACUUUUACUUUCAGUUUUUCCAUCCGGUCUUACCAUUCAUACAUAAGAGCACUUUUAAUGCUGGAGAUACGCCAAGCCCGCUGUUACUCGCAAUGUGUCUAGUUGGAUUGUCCUACCUAGAUCGAACACAAACCAAGGCAUUUCUCACCAAAUAUCUCAGAAAGUUGCUGCCAGCCUGUCUCCAUGAUUUAACGUCUCAAACACUCCUCAAACGUGCACCGUCAGACUUCCUCAUUACACUUGCCACUGUACUCAUCAUAGCCUACUUGGCCUUGGGCUUUCGUGACGAGAUUGAUGUACACCAAGCGUACACAAUCUGUACUCAGAUGCUUCGUGUGGCUGAUGAACAAGGCCUCUUCGCCGCUGAGGAUGACGGCGAUCCAAUUCUCAAACUGAGCCAAGGAGCACCAAGCCCAGACAACCUCUGGAAGGCAUGGGGACGAGUUGAGUCUGUCAAACGUCUUAUAUGCUGCCUUAUCUACUUGGACAUGGCAUAUGCCCGAUUGAUGAGCACGUCCGGAGUUAUUGCGAUAGACAAGGUCGAAAUCCACCUGCCGUGUGAUGACGCUCUCUUUGACGAUGCAACAACAGCCACAUCCUUUUGGCGUUUCGUGGAGCAGGGUGCACGUAUCACUAUGCCUCGAAUACAUGUCCGGAGUCUUCACAUGGCGUCAACAUCAAAACUCAACCAGAAUUCUACUCAGAUCCUCCUCCGAUCCCUCUACCUUAGAGUGAUAGCAGCCAACGCCAAGCUUUCAGAAAGAGACGGUCAGAACUCAUGCUCUCGGUCCAUUAGCCCUGUUGAGAGAUUUUAUAUGGACGAGGGUUGUCAGGCCAUUAUUGCUGACGUUGUAUUACUGCCCCAGGCGCAUGCCAGCUUCUUGGGCGAACGACAUCAAAACAAUGCAUUAGGCUGGCAUUAUCUAUGCAUUCUAUUGACGACUGACGUUGAUCUUUUGGAAACUGCGUGCGGUCGUGAUGGGUUAGAAGCUGCUGAGGAUUCGCUAGUUCAUGUUUUCAAAUGGUCACAGUCAAGUAGUGCUCGCAGGGCGCUGCUCCAUGCGGCUCAAGUAUUCAGCAUUUUGGAUUCGUGCCUCGUCCGCGAAUCAUAUCUCACUCGACCGGAUCUGGUUUUAUUUGUCUCAGCGCUUGUGAUAAGUCAAUACUUCCUUGUUACUAGCCAUAUAAAUACCGGCUUUAAUGGGCCUGUUUUCGAGCUGCUACAGGACGUAGAUUGGACUACUGUUGGAGAUGAAGGCUUUGGGCGAGCCACGGGGUGUACUUUCUUUGCCUUACCACCGGUUACUGAACGUGAAACGGUUACAUCAAACCCCGUCAUCCGCUUUUUGAACAAAGGCGGCUCUGUUUCAUUUGCUGGAGAGGCUCAGGGGCUUGGAGGGGUGGCUGCUAAGAAGAUUGCAAGGAAGUUUGCUCAUCUUAUGGAUGGCUUUGGCAAAUGGGAUGGAUGUAGCUAUUCUCAACUCUUAAGGGUAAUGUGUGGGUUCACGCAUGAGUCCGAGUGAGAUAGAAGAUACGAAUGUUAACUGUAUAUUCACUUUCGGUCUUACUCAUUGGCAAUGACGCACUCGAGAAGUCUU
Molecule: messenger RNA, 2796 nt
Organism: Fusarium redolens
Lineage: Eukaryota; Fungi; Ascomycota; Sordariomycetes; Hypocreales; Nectriaceae
Product: fungal-specific transcription factor domain-containing protein
Exons: 7
Coding region: 40-2721 (893 amino acids)
Biological process (GO): DNA-templated transcription; regulation of transcription by RNA polymerase II
Cellular component (GO): chromatin
Molecular function (GO): DNA-binding transcription factor activity, RNA polymerase II-specific; RNA polymerase II cis-regulatory region sequence-specific DNA binding; zinc ion binding
Source: RefSeq, a predicted model, not a curated record